Messenger RNA from Bactrocera oleae (olive fruit fly), 3997 nucleotides. Its product is annotated as SPRY domain-containing SOCS box protein 3. Gene Ontology annotation, cellular component: SCF ubiquitin ligase complex. Lineage: Eukaryota; Metazoa; Arthropoda; Insecta; Diptera; Tephritidae. Gene Ontology annotation, biological process: proteasome-mediated ubiquitin-dependent protein catabolic process. Gene Ontology annotation, molecular function: protein binding. The record is from RefSeq and is a predicted model, not a curated record.
UAAUCAACAGCUGUUUAUAAACAUAUUAUUCUCUACUGUUUACCACACCCCCCAUUCUUUGCACAUUCAGCUUUUGGAACAACAAUCAACAGCUGGCGUUUUGUUUAAACAAUAGCAUAUAUAAACUGUUUACAAUUUACAAAGUAUACGCAAGAUAAUGUACAUAGACGUGUAAUCAAUAUUAAGAGCCGCAAAGUUACACCCGAAGUCAACUCACCGGCAUUGUCACAGUCGCUCAACGGAACUCGCGAAGAGCGCUAGCUAGCUAACCAGAUAAAUUGGGAAAAUACUCUAUUACAAAUUGUUAACAAGUUCUGCUGUGUGUAGGCGCUGUACGCAUAAGUACGACUAACUCCGGCAAAGUGUUGCUUAUGGAAUUUUCCACGCAUACAUAAAUGAUCACUCAUUGCGCGCAUGCAAACGAUUUGUGUGUAUUUUAUAUCUACAACUCUUGUCCAACAUUUGUCCAUUCAUAGAUCACGCUUACAACAACCACAACCACAGACAUAUCGAACAUUCCAGAAUUAGAAAAUGUCUCAUUGUCGCCAAUACAUAAACGCUACACAGCGACCCAUUGAACCGUUUUGUGAUUGUGCAUUUCCGCAAAGUGUCCUGCUAGCCACUUACAAAGGAUAUAUACCGGAUUUAGUGAAUUGUCGAUGUGGUGAACGUGUUGUGGCAAAUAAAAGUGAAACUUCCGAAAAUACCGCCACAAAGGAUGACAAUGUUGAGAAAACGCCAGUGGAAUUAGUGUGUCAGCCAAAUGGUCUUCUGUGGAGUUGGGAACAGAAUGAAACAACUGAUACCUUGAUAAAAGGUGCUGACAUCACUUUUCAUCCUACCUAUAGUCAGGGUACAGCAAUAGUGCGCAGUGAACAGCCCCUCAAGACGGGCAUGGUGCAUUUUUGGGAAAUGCGCAUCAUAACGCCCCUCGCAGGCACCGAUGUGAUGUUCGGUAUUGGCACCGAUAAAGUUGAACUUAAUCAAUUCCAGUAUCAUUUCGUUUCGGCGCUCGGCACGAAUGCACAAUCCUGGGGUUUCUCCUACAAUGGCAAAAUCCAACAUAACGGCGUACAAUUGCCUUAUGGUCAAAAAUUCUCACAGGGUUGUAUUGUGGGCCUUUGUUUGGACCGUGCGCGUGGCACACUGGAAUUCUAUUUGAAUCGUCGUUCAUUGGGCGUGGCAUAUACGAAUAUACCGCUGGAUCCGGAAGUCCAUCUUUAUGCUAUGGUUUGUUCGACAGCCGCCAAGUCUGUGGUGCGUUUAAUAAAUUCCACAUCGCAAGCGGAUUGUCUGCAAUUGCGCGCUUUUAAAGCGCUCUCCAAACAGCCGAAAGAUUUGCAGUUACUACGCCAGAUGCCCGGUUUUCGUGGUAUAUUGAAUGAUUAUUGGUUCCUAACACCGCCGGUGCGUUAUUCACGUCGCAAUGCGGCUAGCGAAUUGGAUAUUGCCGAUGAGGCGGUACUAUCGAAAUCGAGACUGAGCAGAAAGCAGAAAUAUAAAGAUGAUGACUUAGACAUAAAUGAUCUCUACUCAAAUGCGCACAAAAUAGCGAUGCGUUGCAGCCCAGAAAAGGAUGAUGAUUUGCAUCCGAGCGAAUUUUUCGAUGAAUACUUUCAUUUUCUAUUCUAAGCGUUCAGUUAAAAUGCAAAAAGACUAAUUUUCAUAAAGUAAAAUAAGCAACAAAAUCCCAUUGUAAAUUUCCGUUGAGCCAUUUAAGCAUUUACAAACAUUUAUGGUUAUAAAAUUUGUAGUGCAAUUAGUAUUUGUAAAUUUAAUUAUAAGCUUUUUAGCGCGAAAGAUAAAAACAGUUGUAUAUUCGUGCCUGAAAUUUUCCAUUGCCAGAUUUUAUUUUUAGAAUUAAUUUUGUACUAAAAUUGUGAACAAUAUGUUAAAACCAAACCGCCACAUGGCAUUUAUUUUAUUUAACUUAAUGAUUUACAACUGUUCACAUUUCUAAUUAGAUAAAUCCGCCGACUUAAUUUAAUAACAAUUUAACUCUUUACGCGCUUAGCAUUUGAGUCAAUUUAAUGCAUUUUUGCAUCGAUCAGUUGACAAUCAUUUGUAAGUCGCUUAUUUACUUUCUUGAAAUCUUUUGUUUUUAUUCGUUGCGUGUUCGACUGGCUUACAAACAAAACCUUGCUAAAACACUUGUUGCAUUGUUUGCGCUUGACUUACGUACAUAUUAAGUAGCUAAGUAUGUAUUUAAAUAAGCUUAGUUGUAAAAUUGUAUAUGACUGCAUUUCUGUGGAAGAUGCUUUAAUUGUUUGUAUAUAACUCUAUUGUGAGUUCAAUUAUCGAUGUGUUCAAUAGCAAUUCGCUAAUUUCAGCUAAUGCACAAUUAGUACACACAUUUGUUUACGCUAAUCUAUUAAUUAACGAUGUUUUAAGUGCUCUUUAUAAAUUACUAAUUUUUCUUAAAUAGUUUUUAUAUCAUGUACGCAAGCAAGAAUUAAACAAUAAAUUCUACAAGACGUAAUUUUGUUUACAUGUUAAAAAAUUGUUUUUAUUUUGCGAAAUUUACAUAAUUUUUGCACAUUUUUUUCAUAAAGAAUGACAAAACAGCUGCAAUAUUGAACAUAUUUUGCUAUAAAUAAAUGGAAAUGCUUAAUUUUUACAUUGACCUAACUUUAGUCAUCACGCUUACAAAAAACGAAUGGCAUUAAGAAAAGUACAGGGUAUAUAUAAAUUGCACUAUUACGGCAAAAUCGAUGUUUUUCUAGUUAUUGGACCAAAACUAUUAUUUUCGACAGUAAACUCUCCGUAUUAAAAUCAACAUUAUAAAGGUAUUAUGUAAGUAUUUGAAAAAUAAAAACAAAGUUUCGAAGUUAGACGCCAAAGUAUAAAGAUAUGUUUGAGAAUUCCAAAGUUAAGCAUAUUGAAAUCAUAAUUUUAAAGAUAUUAUGUAAGGUAUUAGAAAAGAAAAAUAUUGGCAUGAACCACGUUUACUGUUAUUUCGAUGGUGUAUAAUAUUUUUCGGUUAAGCUUAUAAGACAGACCGCGUUAGGAGCCUGUGUUACUCGCUGUCAUGCUUUAAGAGGCACCCUUAGUGUGACAGCCAAAAAAAGGCGACUUCUGGGAAUUAAAAAAAAUUUUUAAUCAAUUGUUUCCAAACUUUAAGGUUAAACUAUACAUAUUUUAAUAAUACACACUAAACUUUUAGAAGAUCUAAUAAAAAUAUUUUUCGAGCUACAUGUAAUCUCCGGCGGCGCUCGAAUUUGGAAACUUGGUUUUUGACCACGACUGCAGUGUUUCCGGCCUUCACCGUAGAUGAAACCUAAAAAAAUUAUAUACCAGAAGAUAUUGUCCUUACAAUGACCUACAGACAAAAAAAAAUGUAAUAAUUCACAAAAUGGCGGCGUUUAAAAAUAAAUUUAAUUUAACCCAAAAUUUUAGUUACACUAAAUGCCCCGCUAAAUAUAAAAUACAAUAUUAUGAUAGUAUAGAAGGGACCCGUUUUUGGGAACCUCAGACGAAAUGUAGCGAUUACUACAAUCAAUUCAACCAUGUUAACGUUUUUUAUACGCUGAACAAGCUCAAUUAAGUUUGUCAUGAAGUUUGUAACACCCAGAAGGAAACGUCCGUCUGUCUAUAUAUACGCCAAGUAGGCACUCAGCUUUUCAGAUAUUGAUCUGAAGUUUUUGAACACAAACUUUUUUCAAGAAGUUGCUCAUUUGUUGGAACCGUUGAUAUCGGACCACUAUAGCUUAUAGCUGCCAUAAAAACCUGAACUAUCAAAAUUAAGUCCUUGUAAGGUAAACUUACUUAUUUGACAAGAUAUUUGAACGAAAUUUGACACAAAUUAUUUUUCCAGACAACGCUACAAUUUCCACACAUAUUCUUCAGAUCGGACCACUGUAACAUAUAUCUGACAUACAAACUGACCGAUCAAAGUCUAGUUCUUGGAAGGAACUUUUUUAUUUAUGAACCUUUUUUGGUUUUGUUUUGCAAUAGGCAACAAUAACAGUCAUUUGUCUGUCACAAAUUAAAAAAAAAA